CGCUGCCCUAAUAUUAAACAAGUGCGCACUGUUAUGACAGAGACUUAAGUGCGUUGUUCAUUUUGGGGAACUAUCGAAAAGUCAGAACUCAGAAGCGCACCCCGAGAUGCUGAACCCAGAAUCUAGCUCUUUCCCUAAUGAAGGUGGGAAAAAUACGGUAGAAACUCAAGUGAAAGCAAGCAGUCCGACUACUUCAACGCAUGCAAAGAUAAGUGCAAUAGAGACAGGUGAAGAAUGUGUGGCGGAAAAGGGUUGUGACGAGGACAUCGCUGUCGAUCAACCGCUCAGUUGGUUUCAGAAAAUUAAGGCAAAUAUGAUGCAGCAGGAGAAGCGACAGAAGGCAUUGACAUGCACAGUACAUAGACCGGGAUCAUCCGAUCUUAUGCGCUAGCUUGUUCGUUUCCCCCUUAUCACUACCUAUUGGAUGACUAUGCACGUAAGAAUAUAUCCAUCAUUCAGAAAGUUAAAAAAAAGGCAAGUAUUCAUACGUGGACGACGCCAUGUAAGAUGACUUUACUUGUCCUGCCCAGUUUCCACUCAAUGAAUUAGUCAACGAGGCGUAGUCCAAGUGUGUAGACGGAUAAAGAAUAUCCUUCAUAUCGAAGCGAACAGCGCAGCCAAAAAUAAAUGCAGCCUUAAUUUGACGACGAGCUUCUGGUAUCGACGAGCUUAUCGUCGAUACGCAUAAAGAUUUAUUAUCUUGUCCGCUGACAUGUUCACGGAAGCGUGUAUAGAUUAAGUUUUGUGGACUCUGAGAAGUUUAUUUAUUGUUAGACAAGUUAGACCCCUUUUGAGUUCCCGGAGCUGUGCCUACGAGUUCGUGCAAAAGUGCGAAGGGCAACACUGUCUUCUCAGCAAUUGACUCUAGAGUCGGGGAUGCUACGCUUGUUUUGAAAUAUUAAAUAGGUGGUAUAUCAAUAGCAACUACCAGAUAAUUAAUUCGCUUGGUAACACGUCUAUCGUAGAGUGCAAGCUUACCUAUAAACAAGUGCACGUAUCAGUACGUAGUUAAAGCUGUCACUGGUAUAAUCUCUACGCCGGCAGUCUAUGAGUGCUACCAAUGCUGCUG
Molecule: messenger RNA, 1069 nt
Organism: Sphaeroforma arctica JP610
Lineage: Eukaryota; Ichthyosporea; Ichthyophonida
Exons: 1
Coding region: 107-391 (94 amino acids)
Source: RefSeq, a predicted model, not a curated record